UUGUUCACAGAUUGUCAUGAAGGGGAUCGUUUGUGGUAUUUUGGUUGCAUUAUUUAAAGUUUUUUUUACAAUUCGUAACUUUUUGGCAUUCCUUUUCGCAGCCCUGAGUAUAGCUUCGAAGUUCCCAGUCCCUUUCACCUCUCUCGGGUCAGCGAAAUACAAAGCAUGCAUGCCAUCAUGCCGACCGGGUAUGGUACGGUAUACGGUCUUAAAAUCAGACAGAUGGAGUAUUUCAGAAAGCCACCUGCAUCUGAACAGCUUUUGCAGCUUUCCGGGGCAAACAAUGCAUUCGCCAUCUACCUCUAUCAAACUCUUCGAGAUGAACGGGGUGGUAGAAACUUGUUCUUCUCUCCCCUCAGCAUAUCCACAGCUCUGGCAAUGACGCAGCUAGGAGCCAGAGGUGAUACAGCCAGUCAGAUCGCAAAUGUCUUUCGUUUCAACCAGGCAGACCUUAGGCAACUUCAUGGAACAUUUAAAGAACUGAACAGUUUGCUUUAUAAACCAGAUUCUGGUUACAAGCUUCAUGCAGCCAAUAAGCUAUAUGGAAAAUCUGGCUACAACUUUGUUCGGUCGUUUCUCGAAGGUACUGCUUCAUACUAUGGAGCAGCCAUUGAGGCAGUUGAUGACUUUGCAGAUCCCACUACCACUAAAUCUAUUAACGAUUGGGUUUCAAAACAAACUGAAGGAAAGAUUAAAGACUUGAUAGCUCCGGGAGUUCUUGAUGCUCUCACUAGACUUGUUCUUGUAAAUGCCAUUUAUUUCAAUGGAGCAUGGGAAUCAAAAUUUCUUCCAGGAAAUACUUCUCAGGAUUCUUUCAAGGUUUUAGAUGAAAGAAGGAUUGUCCAGAUGAAUGUUAUGUUUCAAAUGGGAAAAUUCAAUUUGGCCAAAGAUAAAUCCAAUGAUUGUCUUGUCUUAGAGUUGCCUUACAGAGGCCAGAGCCUGAGUCUACUGAUUGCUCUUCCAAACAAAGACGACGGCCUAGAUAAACUUGAGUCAAAUCUAUCUACGAAAACCUUCCAGUCUUGGGACAAAGGACUUCAAUCAACACUAGUACACGUGAUGCUGCCAAAAUUCAAGCUAGAGGCAGAAUUCCAACUUGCGGAUACCCUCAAAGUAAUGGGAAUGCCUGACGCUUUCGAUAAAGACAGGGCCAACUUCGAAGGCAUCGCAGGUGAUAAAGAUUUGUAUAUAUCUGCAGUCAUCCACAAGGCGUUUGUCGAUGUCAAUGAAGAAGGGAGUGAGGCAGCUGCUGCAACAGCCGUUAUGGUGAUGCUUGGAUGUUCUAUGCCAGCCAAGCCAAAGAAACCAAUCUUGUUCCGUGCAGACCACCCGUUCCUGUUUAUCAUUCGUCACAGGUUGACUAAGUCAGUCAUCUUCAUGGGUCGAAUGAUGGACCCGUCUUAGGUCUUCCAUUGUUUGUGUAGCUCCGGUCUCCUCACUCCUGUAUGAUGUUGUCAUAAUUGAUUGGAUCAGACAUAGACCUACUGAUUUCAUGUUCCUUUCACGUUGCCCUGGUAAAAAUAUAUUAAAUACUUGUUGGUGAACAAAAUACAAAAUGUACAUAAUAUUACACAGUUCUUGUUCAUGUGUACAUGUAUAGCAAGCAUCUGACACAGUAGCGUACAGAUGGGGAGCUCGGGGUCACCUGCCUUACCUUAUUUUUCACGACCAAGAAAAAAAAGAGAAGCGAAAAGAGGAUGAAAGAG
Messenger RNA from Lytechinus variegatus (green sea urchin), 1706 nucleotides. Its product is annotated as leukocyte elastase inhibitor A-like. Lineage: Eukaryota; Metazoa; Echinodermata; Echinoidea; Temnopleuroida; Toxopneustidae. Gene Ontology annotation, molecular function: serine-type endopeptidase inhibitor activity. The record is from RefSeq and is a predicted model, not a curated record. Gene Ontology annotation, biological process: negative regulation of endopeptidase activity. The transcript is spliced from 2 exons. The coding region runs from base 166 to 1404 and encodes 412 amino acids.